Sphenostylis stenocarpa is the source of this 531-nucleotide messenger RNA. The record is from the annotation of a GenBank genome assembly. NCBI's taxonomy places the organism in Eukaryota, Viridiplantae, Streptophyta, Magnoliopsida, Fabales, Fabaceae.
AUGGAAAUUCAACCAAGCCCAAGCCCAAGCCCACAGGCCGCGGCGAGGAAGCUUUGGAACGUAGUACGCGUGGUGUUCCUCAUGUUGAGAAAAGGCAUAGCCAAGAGCAAACUCACCUCCGCCAAAGCAAUCCUCCACCUCCACCGCCACCACAACCACCACGACGCCAUUUACCCCCGCUGCGACUACGAGUUCAGCUGCAGCAACAGCCCCGCCGCCACCUUCCCCUUCCAUGUCAUCAAACGCAGCAAACAGCGAAGCAGGUUCCCCCACUACGACGACGUUUCUACCGUUCAGAGAGUGCUGGAGAUUCUCAACAACAAGACGGAGGAUUCACCUCUGAGGAAGAGUUCGAAUGGGAGGAAAGUGAGAGUGACGGACUCUCCCUUCCCUAUGAAGGAGGAAGAAGAGGACAACCAAGUUGACGUGGCGGCUGAGGAGUUCAUCAAGAGGUUCUACAAGGACCUCAACUUGCAGCAGAAAAUGGUUGCCAUUGAAUCACCCAACCAUCAUAGCUUGUGGGACAGAUGA